Carassius auratus (goldfish) is the source of this 1474-nucleotide messenger RNA. Its product is annotated as opioid growth factor receptor-like. Lineage: Eukaryota; Metazoa; Chordata; Actinopteri; Cypriniformes; Cyprinidae. Gene Ontology annotation, molecular function: opioid growth factor receptor activity. The record is from RefSeq and is a predicted model, not a curated record. The transcript is spliced from 8 exons. Gene Ontology annotation, cellular component: membrane. The coding region runs from base 227 to 1057 and encodes 276 amino acids.
CCGCCCUACAACCAGAUAACGCCAACGCCUGUCAUUUUCUUCUUCUCAAGAAAAAUAAGAGUGAAGUUCCUGUGAAAAUAUUUCAGAACUUUAAUAGGAAUAGCACUUACAAACUUCUUGUAAUUUAUCUUAAGAAAUGUCUUAAAUUCUUCCUUUUCGUGAAAGAUUUAGUUAAAGAUUUUCGUGAAUCAGGCCCCAGUGUACGGUCCCUAAUAAUAUACUUGCCAUGGAAUCAGAAGAUGAGUGUGAGUUUGACUCCACAUGGGAAGACGAAUACGAAAAUAAAACACCCAGAAAGAAGGUGUCACACAGGAGAAGUUGCAGGAACAUGAAUGUUGCAAAGGAGAUGCAAGACUUUCGACAUAGUUGUGUGAACUUUGAUGACGAUGAUGAAAAUAAUGAUGAACGAAGUCAAGGCCGCUUCUAUAACCUGGAAUUUUACCAUGGUAGAAUAAAAUCUUCACCUGACGAUGUUUACAUCGAUGAAUUCCACCAGCAGUGGUGGGGUGAAUAUGAGAAGCUGGAAUUAGUUUUGACCUACAUUCAUUGGCUGUUUCCAUUACAAGAAAUAGGAAGAAACUUAAGAGCACAUGAGCUCACAAAAAAGGAGAUAAAGCUUUUCCGUAAAGAUAAACAGGCAAAGAGUAAAUUGGUGAAAUCAUAUAAGCUCAUGUUGGAUUUCUACGGUAUACGUUUAGCUGAUGAAUCAACAGGAGAGGUGGAACGGGCUCCUAACUGGAAGGAUCGCUUUAAGAACCUGAACAGACACACACAUAACAACCUUCGCAUCACACGCAUCCUGAAGUGUUUGGGGACUCUAGGAUUGAAGCACUACCAGGCCCCACUGGUCAAAUUCUUCCUCCAUGAAACUCUUGUAGUGGGACACCUUCAAAGCCUAAAACAAAGUGUUCUAGAUUACUUUAUGUUUGCCGUUUUGGACAAGACAGAGAGACGAGAGCUGGUUAGAUUUGCCUUUAAGCAUUUCAAGCCACAAGAACAGUUUGUCUGGGGCCCCAAGAAGAUUCUGUCAGGUGAGGUACAUAGCAGCCAAAGUUAAAAAUUCAGUCAUGCUACAUGUAAUAAGCAGCAAGGGAGUGUGACAGAAUAAUUUAAGUUGCUUUGGGUAAAAGUGUCUUCCAGAUGCAUAAAUGUAAAUGUGAAAACAAUAAAAGCAUAGGAAAGUGAGAUGAAAAGAUGAUAUUGAUUAUGGUGAUGUUAAUAUGACAACAGCUACAUCACCAAGUGGUGCUCCUGAUAAUAGAGGUUUUAGCAUUUGUUCCUCUACUCUAAAUUAUUUUAUUGUUUUACAGAAAAAUAUUGGAAUAUCUUUCAUGGCUCAAGUUAAGAAGAUAUACAUGUUUACGACUUAAAAUGAUAUGAACAUUUCUGUUGAUGAAUCAAGGCUGUGCUAUAUGAAAAUUAGCACCAGUAAAUAAUCAAAUCAUUAAAAAAAUUGUAUGUAUGUAUGGAUGGU